UACACCGUGCAGGAGAGACGGCGCGCGCUCGGAGGAUGGACGCACACAGAUAACAGCAGGCACCUGCCGAGGCUCUUUUCUAACCUACAGAAACGCGUUGUUCCCUUCUAUCUUCUCCUGUGGCGUAUUGCAGUUCGGUCCUGUGGAUAAACAUUGACGAAUUGCGGUACAUUUCGGGGACUUUUUGAACUUUUACGCACGCGCUUUGCUGCUGAACAUCCUCGCCAAGUGGAACUGUUUGUGAAAGUUUGACGACGCACAGAGCGGCUACGGAAGAAUAUACUCGCUCUCUUGUUUGUGUAAUUUAUUCAUUUGGAGGAAAUUAACACUCACCUUGAAGCUGAGAGCAGAGAGGACACAUUUGCACACCGAGAGCGCCGCGUCUGCUGUACGCGCCACCUGAGCGAAGAUGCUGCUGUGUGUGUGCGGAGAGCGCGCGCCAGCUCCCGGCCCGCUGCUCGCGCUGCUGAUCAUCGGCGGAACCUUCGUGUGCAAUGCAGAUGGCAGCGACUACAGUGAAGUUCUGCCAGACUCCUUCCCCUCCGCCCCAGCUGAGCCUCUGCCCGAGUUCCAGAGCGAGCCGGAAGACACGUUCAUUGUAAAGAACAGACCAGUGAAACUCUCCUGCAAAGCUUCUCCUGCAACCCAAAUCUACUUCAAAUGCAACGGCGAAUGGGUCAACCAAAAUGACCACGUCACCAAAGAGAGCCUGGACCAGGUCACAGGUCUGGUGGUGCGUGAAGUAGACAUCUCAGUGUCCAGGGUUCAGGUUGAGGAACUCUUUGGCUUAGAAGAUUACUGGUGCCAGUGUGUAGCCUGGAGCUCUGCGGGUACCACCAAGAGCCGUCGAGCAUAUGUUCGCAUCGCAUACCUCAGGAAAAACUUUGAGCAGGAGCCACUCGGCAGGGAAGUGCGUUUGGAACAGGAAGUUCUGCUGCAGUGCCGCCCACCAGAAGGAAUCCCACCUGCUGAGGUAGAAUGGCUGAAGAAUGAGGACCUCGUUGAUCCUGUGCAGGACUCCAACUUCCUUAUUACCAUUGACCAUGACCUCAUCAUCAAGCAGGCCCGUCUUUCUGACACGGCUAACUACACGUGUGUAGCCCGAAAUGUGGUGGGCAAGCGACGCAGCAGCACUGCUACUCUCAUUGUCUAUGUGAGUGGAGGCUGGUCAUCCUGGACAGAGUGGUCAGAAUGUAAUGCACGUUGUGGGCGGGGCUGGCAGCGACGGACACGUAGUUGCACCAAUCCGACACCACUUAAUGGGGGUGCUUUUUGUGAAGGCUCACCCUUUCAAAGAGUCACCUGCGCCACCCUCUGUCCAGUGGAUGGAGGCUGGACGGAAUGGGCUAAAUGGUCAGCGUGUGGGACCGAGUGCACACACUGGCGUAGCCGUGAGUGCCAGGCACCUCCCCCACGUAACGGAGGACGCCACUGCAGUGGCAGUAUGAUGGAGAGCAAAAACUGCACCGAGGGACUGUGUGCCCGCUAUAAAAAGGUUUCUGUUGAACAUACAAACCAUCUGGAUUCUGGGACAGAAGUGGCUAUGUAUGCAAGGCUGGUGGGAGCUUUGUUGUUGUGUGUAAUCCUUGUGCUCAGUGUGGGCAUCCUGGCUUACCGCCGUAGCUGUCGCCAUUUCCACGGAGAUAUCACAGACUCCUCAUCUGCCCUUGCUGCCGCCUUCCAUCCUGGCAAACCACCAAGACAAGAUAACCUUCAUGUGCUGCACUCCUCAGCUCCCCCCGACCUCACUGCCAGCGCCGGAACAUUCCGGGGGCCAAUCUUCUCCUCCCUGCAGCAGAGCACACUUGACUCACACCACAAGAUCCCCAUGACCAACUCACCCCUUCUGGAUGCUUUACCCAGUCUCAAGAUUAAAGUGUAUGACUCCUCCACCAUGUCAUCAGUGGAGUUGCCCACUACCCUGGGAUAUGUUGAUGAAGACAUCAUGAGCUUGAAGACGAUGGGUAGUGGUGCACGAGAGCCUCGUACACAUACUCUGCCUGCUGAACCAGGCCACAGCACCAAUGCUACACUUGGCAGCCUCGGCGGGCGCCUUACCAUCCCAAACACAGGUGUGAGCCUAUUGGUGCCGCCAGGAACCAUUCCUCAGGGGAAAUUUUAUGAAAUGUAUCUCAUCAUCAACAAAUGGGAGAAAACUACGUUGCCAUCAGAGGGUGGUCAAACAGUCCUGAGUCCGGUGGUGAGCUGUGGGCCCUCAGCCAUGCUGCUAAGCCGCCCAGUCAUCCUCACCCUUCCUCACUGCGCCCACCUUGAUACUCCCAAUUGGAGCCUCACAGUCAAAACACAGAGCAACCAAGGAGUCUGGGAGGAAGUGCUGACUGUAGGAGAGGAGAGUUUGUCCUCGCCAUGUUACAUGCAGCUGGAGGAACAGAGCUGCCACAUUCUGAUGGAGCACUUAGGCACCUACGGUCUGGUGGGACAGUCAGUUCCUCCUCAGCCUGCUUGUAAGAGGCUGCAGCUCGCCCUAUUCGCCCCCCGAGCUCCUUGCCUUUCUCUGGAUUACAGUCUAAGGGUUUACUGUAUACAAGACACGCCAUAUGCUCUAAAGGAAGUGUUUGAAUUAGAGCGAACGCUUGGUGGGGUAUUAUUGGAGGAUCCCAAGUUACUUCUCUUUAAGGACAGUUACAAUAACCUACGACUGUCAAUCCACGACAUCCCACACUCUCAUUGGAGGAGCAAACUUCUUGCCAAGUAUCAGGAGAUCCCAUUUUACCACAUCUGGAAUGGGAGCCAGCGGCCUCUGCACUGCACAUUUAGCCUGGAGAGAGGCAGCCUGGCCGUGUCCCAACUCAGCUGUAAGAUCUGUGUUAGGCAGGUGGAAGGGGAGGGACAGAUUUUUCAGCUCCACACAGACAUCCAAGAGACAUUGCCCCCCCAUUCACCACUGCCUGCAGCAGGAACAAGCCUGCCGUCAUCUCAGGUGGGUCCUUAUGCCUUCCGCCUGCCAGUCUCCAUCCGGCAGAAGAUCUGUGCCAGUCUUGAUGCCCCCAGUGCCCGCGGCUGUGACUGGAGACUGCUUGCACAUAGCUUGGGUUUUGACAGGUACCUGAACUACUUUGCCACCAAGCCAAGUCCCACAGGUGUGCUGCUCGACCUGUGGGAAGCCUGUCACCACGGUGACGCCGACCUGGUCUCCCUGGCGACUGCUUUGGAAGAGAUGGGCAAGAGUGAGGUCUUAGUUGUCAUGACGACAGAUGAGGACUGCUGA
Messenger RNA from Silurus meridionalis, 3229 nucleotides. RefSeq names its product unc-5 netrin receptor B (gene unc5b). Gene Ontology annotation, molecular function: protein binding; netrin receptor activity. Gene Ontology annotation, cellular component: membrane. The coding region runs from base 410 to 3229 and encodes 939 amino acids. NCBI's taxonomy places the organism in Eukaryota, Metazoa, Chordata, Actinopteri, Siluriformes, Siluridae. The transcript has 17 exons. The record is from RefSeq and is a predicted model, not a curated record. Gene Ontology annotation, biological process: anterior/posterior axon guidance; netrin-activated signaling pathway.